AUGGAGUUCAUGCAGGGGGCUGGUUCCAUGGGCCAUCAGCAGACAGAUCAAUCUGCAUUUCAACAGGUUAUGGUCGCCCAAUCUACGCUGCUGCUAGAGGAUCCUGUGAUUGCCAAAGCAGCUCCGCAGAUGAACGGGGCAUCAGUGCAUGUGAGUACAGAGCAGGAAAGACAAGGUGAUCGCACCUAUGGAGCUGUGCAGAGCGGAGGCCCAGCUGCCCAGAUGAGAAGCGAUCUUGAUAUUUCUGCUUUUGGAAGUGAAAGGAAGUCUGGAAUGGUGCCAGAGACCUCGGAAGCUGCUAGUAUGGGGACAGGAGCUGGAGCCCAAGGUGAUGUGCAAGACAUCGACGGCGAAGUUGGUCCCGUGUGCCAGCAGACAGCACAGCGAGGAGCUCAUGUGCCAGAGGACACCUUUGUGGAGCAGGGUAGCGGAAGUCGGGACAACCGGGACCAGACAACCGGAAGUGUGGUCGCCUACGACGGGAAUCGAAUCGUCCUCAACAACCAGGAGCUCAGGCUCACCUUCCCCAACGGCCCGGGCUACCCGCCGGGCGUGUCGUCCACCAGGCCCGAGAGCAUCAACCAUUUGCUUGGCCCCAGCUUCAUCUCGGGUGGCCAACAGAUUUUUUCCUUCGUUCAGAUGGCCCCCUACGAGUCCCUGUACCUCAGGUGCCCCGCCCUCGCCGCGCGCGAGCACAUCCUCGGCCCCCUGGGCUCCGACAUCAUCGCGAAGAUCAUCGUGGACCGCGGCGUGGGCCACGUCCUCCACAGCCGCACGGAUGAAGGACACUUCGUUAACCUCCACGGCCCCAUCACGCUCCGCUACCUGCGCGCACGAGCAGCAACAACGCAAACCUCCGACAGCUCCAACGCCAGCGAGUUCUCGGCAGGCCCCACGCGGUUUCUCCGCCGCUUAAGGAAAAGGGUCCCCAUGUCCACCACAGUCUACAUCGACUCCCGGAAACGCGUGGCGGGCACCGACAGCGAUUUCGAGAUCGACCUAGGCGAGACGCUGCACAUCGACUCGGGCGCGAAGCUGGCGGUGCACAAGAUCCGCGUGGCCGACGCCUUCCUCUCCACGGACCGGGGCAGCUACCUAUUUUGGCACGACGUCUCGGGGGGCACACUGCACUACGCCCAGCUGCCGGCGGCACCCUGGGCUUCCGGGGAGCCUUGUCCUUUGCUCCCGGCGGACGCCCGCGCCUCUUCGGCUCCGGUUUGGGUUCUUCCGAAGGCCGCUCCUCCGCGGGCUCCUCCGAAGGCCGCUCAGGCUCCUCCAAGGCUGCUCAUUCGCGGGCUCGGCGGUGUCCAUUUACUUUUCCCAGUCGAGAUAAAUCGCGAAGCUCACCGAGGUCCCGCGAGUGUUGACCACCUCGCCGUCCAGGUCACGGUUAUCUGGAUUUUUCAGACCGCCACAGAUACCUACAGCAUGGAUGCCAAGUCCUAUGCCAUCGCCCCUGUUGGACCGACAUUGUGGUGGCGGCGUGUCCCAGCCAAUGGGAGACCCGAGAUUGAUUGCGGGUGCAAGAACACCUGGGAAGGUUGCUACUGCCAUCCCAAGACCUCCCACGCCCCCGAGCUCGUCCAGCAUACCCGCAGAGGUUGCUGGUGGAGGCAGAGAACUCCAAAGGAACGCCGGAGCCACGAGAACCUCAUCUACAGCGACCGCGCGAUGAAGAACCUACAUCCUGUGAAGGUGGCAGAAGAGAUUUGCUUGGAUCCCUCUGGGAGGAAAUUUCGGGGCGAAUUGGUUCAGCGCAAGCGAGCAAUCAGAGCCAUUGCGAAGGGAAUGCAGCAACUUCAGGAGCUUCAGGUGCAGUCAUUGAAGCGAGAGGAGGACGGAAGUCCGGAGCAAGCCAAAUCGUCGGUGGCUUCGCUUCCGACUUUGAAGGCUCCGCAGGGAGACUUGGCUGGGGUACAACUGCAAGAUUGGUUAGCUCUGGUAAGCACUUGCAUGCAGGAUCUCUCAGCUGGAUCAGGGCUUUGGUGGCAGGAGGUUUUGCAAAGGGUGAGCUCCGCGUACAUGACCUGGUUGGCUGCAACGCCUUUGGAACGUCUUCAGGUUCAGCCUGCACAGGAUGAUCCCCUCACCGCCGGCAAAUGGACGAGGGUGAAUGCCAGGGCCUGUACGUUGGUGUUGGGGGCUGUGGAUGAGUCGUUAAAGGAGGAUUUGGUGAGUCGGAGGGCUACGACCAGCAUCAUAUCCAUGUUGUUUCGACUGCAUACGGUGUAUCAGCCUGGUGGGCCUCAUGAGAGAUCUAGAAUCCUUCGCGCGCUACAAGAGCCCCAAUCGCCAGAGAACCUAAGCCAAGCUCUUGCCUUGCUGCGAACAUGGCCUAGAUCGAUGCAAAGGUGCCAAGAUAUGGGAAUGAGCUUUCCAGACUGCACGGUUUUAGCCAAGGCCCUGACGGUGACCGCUGGGAAGUUCAUCACGGAGAGCCCGGAUGCAGCAUUUCGUACCCAGCUGUUGAGAUCUUCGCUGCGUAUUGAUGGUCAGCCCAGCCUGGAUAGUGUGCGUAAGUACCAUCAGCAUUUGCAAGCGGAGAUAGAGAACAUGGCUGCAACGAACGUGGACCAAGGACCCAGGGUUCAGAAGGUGACCUUUGAGGAGACCACCACUUCCGAGGAUGCUGCGACUGUUAAGGGCGACCCGGUGUGGACCAUGGAGGCACUCCUCAAGGCCGCGGCUCAGGUGAUUCAGACUUCAGCCCCAGAUCCGGAACCAAAGGCCCCAAGCAUGAAGGUGAUGAGACUGGGUAGAAAGGAAGACGAGUACCUGGACGCCGAGGAUGUGUACGCGCUGAUGGACUCUGGAGCCACGCACCCUCUUCGUAGAGCAUGGACACAAGAAGAAUGGGAAAGGGCGGAACCCACUGUGGUGACUCUUGCUGGAGGAGAAAGUGUGGAGCUUCGGAUGAAUGAAGGAGGAACACUCCUUGUUCCUAUCUCGGGUGAGGGCUACCAAGCUCCCACUGCUCCCAUUGUUCCGCUUGGUUCUUUAGUCCAGCAGUUGGGGUACACCUUGGAGUGGAGCGCGAAGAAGUGUCGGCUGGUUGGAAAUCAAGGGGAUGUACAUCAUCUACGUGUACGUAAUGGUUGCCCGGAGAUUACUGAAUGCCAAGCCCUGAAUCUGAUUGCGCGUUUGGAAAAUGAGAAGCUUGGGUUGUUGAAGCAGAACACCACCGAGACCCGGGAACGUGUACGCUGCACUUGGAGAGAAGCUGGUUUGAUCACCUCCUCCAGUACUGUCGUGGCGAGAGAGCAGCAAAUGCACUACAGGCAAUUGGAGAAGCACAAUUCCUUCAGAAUGUGCCACUGGGAGCAAAGCAGGGACUGGUGGAAGGAUAUCCCGAGCGUAAUGGUUGGCAAGCACUCCGAGGGUUACAUCACCUCAAUCGAGUCCAGGGAAGAAUAUAAGUACCUGGAGCGGAACGGCUACGUGGUCUUGGAGUUGGAUUUGGAACGGGGAACAUCCCAUGAUAUCCUUAACCCUGCUGUGUGGAGAGCUUUGGAAUGGGCUGCGCGAGCUGGAAAAAUUGCUGGAGUCAUUGGUGGUCCGCCCUGCAGAUCCUACUCGAUGCUCCGCUACCAGAAGCCUGGACCAAAUCCUGUUCGCACAAAUGCUUAUCCCUAUGGAGGUUGGGAGGGGCAACCAGCGGCUGAGGAGGAGCUUGCGGUGAAGGACACGUCCUCCAUGCCUUGUCCACGGAGCGACUUGUGGAUUGGCUACGCCAACGAAGCUGGUUUGGCGAGGUACUCUGUGGAUCAAGGAGCGGUGGGACAUUUCACCAGGAAACCAACCUCAUUGGGAACCAAUUUGACCAUGCUUAGCUCCUUGGAUGGAAUCAAGGCGGAGGGAUAUUUUGAUCCAUGGCGAGGAUCCUCGAAGGACUUAGCAAAAUGGGGCCCUGGAUUGGUGGAAGCAAUCGUGAAGGCGAUCAUUGUGCACCGCAGUGUACCAAGAAUGCUGGCUAUGUCGGCGGAGCAAUGGGCGGAUCAUGUCAGAAGGGGGCAUCUCCCAUUCAGACGUGACUGCAUGACCUGUGUGAAGGCAGGCGCUACGGGGCGGAGGCAUUCAAGAGUGGAGCACCCCGAAGCCUUUGUGAUGACGGCAGAUUUGUCGGGACCUCUAAAGGAACAUGGUCUAGAUUCACAUGGGAGAGGAAGAGCUCCUGCCAAAUUCCGUUACCUCUUUGUGGCCAAGCUUCGGGUUCCCAAGGACUUCGUGGAUGACGGUCGGGGAAUAGGCUUGGAGUACGUCCCAGGUGAUGACCCUCUUCAUGAACCAGUACCCGUUGAUGAUGGAUUAGAGGAGGACGGUGAAGGGGUUCCAAGAGCAGCUGGUGAGUUAGAAGCGCAAAAGGAAGAAGGGGAUGAAGAGGAAAGAGAAGGAGAAUUGGCGAGUGAAAAGCCGAAGGAGGACAUCGGAGAUGAUCUGAACCCGCCGGACAUGGUGAAUCUGAUCUUCGCCACGGGCUUGCACGACAACAAGAGUGCAACGGUGUUGGAGGCAAUCCAGGAUGUGGUCCUCUAUGCCCGAUCCUAUAACAUCCCAAUCCUUAGGUUUCACUGCGACCGGUCGAUGGAGUUCUUCGCGAAAAAUUCUCGGCAGUGGAUCAAGGAGCAGGGGAUAAGAAUGACAAGCAGUGAAGGAGGUGAACAUCAGUCCAAUGGUGCUGCUGAAAACACGGUGAAGUGGAUCAAGCAGCGGGCCAGAACCUUGUUGGCGGGCUCAGGUUUACCUCAGAGAUUGUGGCCAUAUGCCGCGGACUAUGCAGCAACGGCACAGCGAUCGUCUGUGUUAGGCCUUGAAGCACGACUAGCUGCCCCUUUUGGCGCAAAGGUCCUCAUCAAGAAGAAGCCCUACAUUGGGACUGGACAUGGUGGAAAAAUGGACGAUCUGGCGCCAAGAUGGGAAGAGGGGAGCUACUUGGGAUUAUCCAAUGCAGUGCGGCAGGGGCAUCUAGUGUACAUCAACAAUGAGGGAGAAAGAUUUCUCCAUACCGCCCAUGUUCGUCCCGGACUACAUGAUCCAGGCCCCCCUGCAGAAUCUGUUGAAGCGGAGGAAUCUGCAAGUGCCCGACGCCGAUUGAGAGCCAAAACAAGCAUACAUUCAAUGACGUCGAUGGCACAGAUGGAUCAGUCGCUGGCAGAAAAAGAACUGGAAGGGGAGGUGGAGCGUGUGCUGGAAGAGUGGAACCGAGAAGAAGCGGAGGAGUUGGUUGUGCAAGCAUGUUCAAUACUGCCUAGAGCUGCAAACAAGUAUGGGCUGUUUCGACAUGGUGGGGUUAUGGGCUUAACAAAAGCAACAUAUGAUCGACCCUGGAUGGCCCGACUGUUGGUGAAAAUCCUGCAAGAUGCUGAGCCUGAUGCGGAGUUUGCAGCAGUGUACGUUUCCCUGGAUGGAGAAAAGGCCCUUCACCGCGAUUCACAUAAUGAAGCAGGCUCACUGAACUACCUAUAUCCCGUAAAGCUUCCACGCCGAGGAGGAGACCUGUGGAUGGAGCUGGGUGAAGGUGAUGUGGUGUCAGGGUCCAUCGUUGAGAUGUUAGACAACAAGGGAAAGGCAUACUACGGAAAUGCAAUACCUCUUCGUGAAGGACAAGUGAGAUCGAUUAACCCCCGCAAGCGGCAUGCUGUGUUACCCUGGAAGGGCAAGCCUGGUGAGCGCAUUGUGGUGAUUGGAUAUACACCGGCCCGUGUGGGGAGGAUUUCGUCAGCGGAGCGGGAGCAGUUGUCAUCUUUGGGCUUUUGCCCACCAACCAUGACCUACGACGACUCUGUUGCUGUUCGAGCCCUCAGAGUGAAGGCGGUGGACAAAUCCAUUGUUGAGGAGGAGCCGGAAGCAUUGAGCGGAGGUGGAUGGACAGAAAGAGUGGAAACUUCGGAUGGAAUUCUUCUCUUUGUGGUGGACUGGAAGCUUAGCCGAGAGCGUGUAAAGGGCAACAUGGUGAACGAUGGCAACAACGUUACAUUCCAACCCGGCGACGCAGAGGAGUGUAUGGUGGAAGAGAUGUACGUCGUUCUCGAUGAUAAGAAGGCGAAGAUCCAUAUGGUGAGGUCAGUGGAAGCUGUGGCAUCAAGCCCUAUCGCGGUGAUGAAGACCGAGGUGAACUACACAAGAAACAUAGAGGAGCUCCUGAGCUCAUUGAAGGAGCCGUUGGCUGUGGUUCAUACCAUACACCCCUCUGAAGUGGCCCAGAACUUGGAAAGUUGGAAGCCGUCGAUGAUCAAGGAGCUGAAUGCCAUUGGCCACGCGGUGAUCAGGCUCAAGAAAGAUGACCCUUUACGGGAGGUGUGGAUGAAAAAGGACGGAGUGCAAAUGCUGCCAAUGAAGCUGGUGUAUACGGUGAAGCCUCCAGACGUCGCCCCUUUGGUCGAUGGGUUCAAACGGAAGGUCAGGGCUGUUAUUUGUGGCAAUAUGGCUGGAGAUUCGGACCUGGAGGUAUACACUGGUGCAGCCCCUGCAGAGGUUGUACGUGCAGCGUUGUCCAUAGCUAGCAGAUAUGGCUGGUCUGCAGCAGUGCUCGAUGUCAUUUCAGCUUUUCUGCAAACGCCAUUGGAUGAGAUCCCGAAUGCCCCAAUCGUGAUUGCAAUUCCCCCUCGAGCCUUGGUCCAAGCUCAGCUGGCAGAAGAGGGAGAGCUAUGGGGUAUAACCCAUGCGGUUUACGGACUGCGUGAAUCACCCCGGCUAUGGGGAAUAUUCCGGGAUGGCGAGAUGAGGAAGCUGAAGACCACGUUGAACGACAAGGAGAUUGUCCUGGUCCAAGGUCACAUUGAGCCGACGUGGUGGGCAAUUAAAACAGAGGGAUGCACCAUUGGGAUUUUGGUGAUCUAUGUGGAUGAUUACCUGAUCUUAGCGUUUCCUGAUGUAAUCACUGCAGUGUCGGAGGCUGUUCAACGGAUCUGGAAGACUUCAGCGUUGCAAGUGCCAGCGUGUCUGAAGGCAUAG
Molecule: messenger RNA, 6951 nt
Organism: Symbiodinium natans
Lineage: Eukaryota; Dinophyceae; Suessiales; Symbiodiniaceae
Source: the annotation of a GenBank genome assembly